CCGUGAUCUCCUUGCUGACGGGUAGCUCUCCUUACACGUUGCUAGAAAGUCUCGCACGCUGCUGGAAGACUCCGAAUAAUCACGAGCUCCCAUGCAUGCGCUCGCGCAACCACCAUGAGCGAACCCGUUGUAGCGACCGCAGACGCGCCCAAGACCACCACCGAUGAACGCCUCGGAGACGUUGCAGAGCAUGUCGCCGCAGAUACAACAUUCCAGAAACAGGCAGAGCAGCUGCCACCCUUUGACGUGAAGGCACUCACGGAUCGCGCCUUGCAGUUCUUGGCAACAGCCAGCAACGAGACGCUUGGUGCGUGUCUCAUAGGUCUCGGCGCAGGCACAUACUUGAUACUUGGCCGAGUCGGUCUGGUGCUUAUCGGUGUCGUUGGUGGAGUUGUACUGCAUGCAACAUGGGAGGGACAGUCGCAGCACGGCGAGGGCACAGGGCUGAAGGGGAAGAAUAGCGAAGCCCUGAAACGAGAGCUGGGCGCGCAGGUAGCGAACAGGAUUUUGGACUGGCGCGGACAAAAGGACACACAAGACGGCGACAAGGAAGACUCCGACUUGAGCCUGAAGCUAUACUCCGGCAGGAACCUCGACUAUUCAGAGUUCAAGCCAGAGACAGCCGCCGCGCUCACAGAGUUGACGGAUGCUGUCGUCCGGGACUAUGUCAAAUGGUGGUAUUCACCGAUUCUGCCUGCCGAAGAUGCCUUCCCCAAUUCUUGCCGCCAAACCCUCACUGCCUUUAUGCUUUCUGUGUCAGCACACCUCUCUCGCAAGCGGCCCGCCGACAACUUCGUCGACUUCGUAACGCGCUCGUCCUCAUUCAUGAUCAUCCUUCUGCAAGAGCUGUCAGCGGCCAUAAUGUCGUCCCCUGGCGAUGCACCGAGCGAAGCUGUCGAUAUUUACCUUAAGAAACAACGAGACAGCACCCUCGCGAGUAUCCUUGAUACCGAGUACCAGACACAGCAGUUCAGCGUCGCUGCUGAGGAUAUACUUCAAAACUACCUCGAACACAAGACAUACAACUGCAUGCCAGCAAGGCUAUUCUUACACCAAAUCCUUGCCAAAGUCAUAUUGGAGAUGAUCGUGGUGAGCUGUUCCAAGCCUGAGUUCAUCAACGGCUGGAUCGUGUAUCUGCUAGAGGACGGCGAGCCCGAGCUCAUGAAUGCUAUUGACGCAGGCGUCGAAGGAUCAUCCGGGCAGCUGCAAAACGUCAAGGACAACAUCGAGAAGACCACGGGCAAGAUAAUGUCGCCAGAGCGGAGAGAGCACCAAAGAAAUGUUAGCAGAGCUCAGGAUGCGAUGGACGAAGCAAUGCACGAAGCCCAGCGUCUGAGUCGAAUGAUUGCCGAGGAAGAUGCAAAGCGCCUGAAGAGCAUGGGUGAAUCAACCUCAUCUUUGACUGAUGACCAGUCCGCAAGUACCACACAAGGGAUUGUGACCCCAACGUCUUCACAAAGCGAGGCUACCGCUGAAGGCGAGGCGGCAGGCCUGGGUAUCUCUGCACUGCCUUCACAGUCAUCGCAUCAGCUUGCUCAAGCCUCGCCACCACCAGCCUCGCCACCAACAGCUGCUGAGGAGUCGAAGAAGGCGUUCACAAGCUUUGAUCAGCUACUGGGCAACAACCCGCCGACCGCUUUACUCGACGACGAUGAACGUCCAGUACACACCAGAGUCCCGCCCCUCACUCUUUACAACAGUACAAUGUCCAUCUUCGACGACAGUAUGCCAGGAGAGAAGGCCGUUAUAAGAAACAAGCCGAAUGUAGAGUAUUUGGUCCAGAUAGAACCUUCGUCUCACCAUCAUCCUGGAUGGAUGACCGCUCGGACAUAUGCAGAAUUCGAAACGCUGCACGAAGUCAUCCGUCGCAUUGCAGCUAUUACCGGCGCAACUGGAUUCAUCGAGGCUCACGCGCAGCUCCCCGGAUGGAAAGGCCACACCAAACCCUCGCUUCGAGGUGAGCUUGAGCGCUAUUUGAACGACGCAGUUAAGUACAAAUCGCUUGCCGAGAGUGAGGGUAUGAAGCGUUUCCUGGAGAAAGAGCUGGGGACUGGUAAGACACCGGGCAGCGGCUUUCCUGGUAUCGGUUGGGCGGGGCAGACUUUUGACACCAUGGGCAGAGGAUUAGGUUCGACCUUUGACGCACUGUCCAAGGCGCCCAAGGAGGUCGCCGGAGGAGGCAAAGCGCUCUUCGGCGGUGUCACUGGUGUUCUAGGCAGCGUUGCACCCUUCGGUGCGAAAAAGAACAGGGAUUCUGUCACGAGUACUACCGUCACUAACGCAGCAAGCGCGAGUGGCAGCACCGCAAGCCUCUCGCGCACUUCCACAAAUACAAGUGAGCCUCUCAAAACUCGCCACAGCCGGGCCGAGUCUAUUGUACCAGAGCUCCCCACACAUAUCCGUUCAGAGAGCACAUUAUCGAUGGCAUCCAAACGCGCGUCGAUGGAGUCGCUUCGCAAUUCCAACUCCCCGAUCAUCGACCAGCAGCCUCAGCGAGAGGCUCAGAUGGAGCGCCGACCCUCAUACAAUCCCGAUGGCGAUGGCAAGCGUUCUGGUCGCUCCUCCCGUUAUGGCUCAAGGGCAGGCAGUCGCGCACCGAGCCCCAAGAGAAGUAUGGAUCUGACCUCUGCCCUAGGCGGCGACCAGAUCAUGAACCUGCCACCCAUGCCGAGCGAAAUCGAGGACGACUACAAUGUCGCACUAUCUCGUGCUUCUCUCGAUCCCUUUCAUGCUCGUAAUGCGUCUCGCACAUCGUUGACCGCCUCCACCAAUAACGACCCCGUGCCGCCUGUACCUUCCUUACCACGCCGUCCGUCAGCGAUCUCCGUGACCACUUCUGCCACGACGUCCCCUUCAAAACCCGUCAGAAAGCCCAGGACGUACAACCCCAUCUCCGAGCCCGAAACAACUGUCCUAAUUGAGCUCUUCUUCGCCGUAAUCAACGAACUAUACACCCUCUCCUCCGCCUGGACACUUCGCCGUACCCUUCUGAACGCCGCGAAAACAUUCCUCCUGCGGCCCGGAAACCCCCAGCUCGCAUCCAUUACCGCUCUUUUUCAAACUACCCUCGACUCCAGCACUUCUGAUGAGGGCAUGGCGCGCCAGCUACGCAAGAUGAGGGAGAACGCGCUGCCGACGGAAGAGGAGCUGAAGAAGUGGCCCCAAGAAGCAAGCGAAGAAGAAAAGGAAAAGCUGAGAGUCAAGGCGAGGAGGUUGCUUGUUGAGAGGGGAAUGCCGAGCGCUUUGACCAGUGUCAUGGGCCAAGCAGCAUCUGGCGAGGCUCUAGGUAAGGUAUUUGAUUGCCUCCAGGAGCCGAGAGUGGCAAGAGGAGUCAUGUUUGGAUUAGUGUUGCAGGGGCUGAGAGCUGUUACUCAGUAAUUGGUACCUGACUUAUAACGAUGUAUGGCUGUACGAUUUGAAUAUAUAAUGAUGAGAUAUUACACU
Molecule: messenger RNA, 3444 nt
Organism: Boeremia exigua
Lineage: Eukaryota; Fungi; Ascomycota; Dothideomycetes; Pleosporales; Didymellaceae
Product: PXA domain-containing protein
Exons: 2
Coding region: 115-3378 (1087 amino acids)
Cellular component (GO): intracellular membrane-bounded organelle
Molecular function (GO): phosphatidylinositol binding
Source: RefSeq, a predicted model, not a curated record